Messenger RNA from Pseudovirgaria hyperparasitica, 2288 nucleotides. RefSeq lists its product as uncharacterized. Gene Ontology annotation, molecular function: FAD binding. The coding region runs from base 110 to 2026 and encodes 638 amino acids. Lineage: Eukaryota; Fungi; Ascomycota; Dothideomycetes; Acrospermales; Acrospermaceae. The record is from RefSeq and is a predicted model, not a curated record. The transcript has 2 exons.
UGACGGCUACUCUGUUAAGCUUCUCUUGUCUUCCAGUGGACGAUGACGAUGUUUAGUCUCUCUCCAAGUCUGGGAGAAUCUUCGAAUCGAGUUCGCUUUCGGGAGAAGGAUGUCUUGGGCAAUGGAGAUCGAAACGCCAACAUAUACAGACCUCGUAGUCAUAGGAGCAGGUCCUGCGGGACUUAUGGCCGCAUGCUGGGCUGCGCGUUACCAUGUCAACGUUCGAAUUCUCGAUGACAAGCCCGAGCGUGUCCUUACUGGACAUGCAGAUGGCCUGACCUGCCGGACGCUUGAGAUCUUUGACAGCUUCGGUAUUGCGCAUGAGGUCUGCAGCGAAGCAUCCGUUGAUGUUCAGAUGCGAUACUGGAGACCGAAUGGAGUAGGUGGUCUGGAGCGAUUCCAGUCCCUCAUAUCACAAAAGCCAGGCGUAAGCCGGUUUCAGCAGUGUCUGCUGAGUCAGGGGCGGAUCGAAGAGCUCCUGGAACGAGUCUGCGCAGAGGGCGGAGUGCUUGUGGAGCGAAACAUGGAGACGCUCGAACUGGGACCGAUUGAGGAAGACGAGAGCUGCAAAUAUCCGAUCGAGGUGAAGAUCAGGCGCAAGGUCAAUCCAGGCACACCGUCGGAGCAGGAACCAGCCGUCGAUGCCAACGACUCUAUUGAUGACCAUGGCAUAAAAGUAAUCAGAUGCAAGUAUCUUAUUGGAGCUGAUGGUGCGCAUAGCUGGACUCGCCGACAGCUUGGGAUUGCUGCUACAGGAGCGUCUACAGACGAAUGCUGGGGCGUGAUUGAUUUGGUCCCUCUGACCAACUUUCCAGACAUUCGACAGAGCUGCGUUAUCAGUUCGCUCCAUGGCAACAUUCAUGUCGUCCCGCGAGAAAGACAAUUGGUACGACUCUAUAUUCAGCUUGAAUCAGCAACGCCGGGUGAGCGCCUAGACAGGAGCAAGAUCACUGCCGAAAUGUUGAUAUCUACCACGAAAAAGAUCCUGCAUCCGUAUACCUUCGAAUACGCUUCGAUCGAUUGGUUUACUGUCUACCAAGUUGGCCAGAGGAUAGCGGACAAAUUCAGCGCAGCUGAGAGGGUGUUUCUCGUAGGCGAUGCUGUCCAUACACACUCACCGAAGAUAGGACAAGGGAUGAACGUGAGCCUUCAGGACGCGUACAAUCUCUCUUGGAAGAUCUGUUCAGUCAUCAAAGGCAUCCUCAAGUCGAGCUCACUUGCAAGCUACGAGACCGAGAGACGUCCAGUAGCAGAAGAACUCAUUGAUGUUGAUCGAGAGACAGUCAGUUUCUACUGCUCCAGAGGCGCCAUUGACCGUGGUGGACUGCAAGAAUUUCGCAAUAAGCACUACCGCUUCCUCAGUGGAGUUGCGGUCGACUACUCUGGGAGUGAGAUGAUCUCACCAAAGCACGUUUCUCUGCCGAGAUUCGAUGAUGAACCUUCCACAGAAGCUUGUGAAUCAUUGGUCGAGGAACGAUUUAGUCACAUAUGUCUUGGACAACGCCUUCCAUCAUAUCGUGUGGUGAAGCAUGCGAAUGCAGAACCUACGUCUGUUGGAAGUCUUUUGAGUUCAAACGGUCGCUGGAAGCUUCUAAUCUUUACUGGUGACUUGCGCGUAGAGGCACAAGCAGUCCGGUUCAACAACGUCAGCAAAGCAAUCUCAGCCACCUCUUGUUCAAUCCGUCAACGGUCUGCGCUUGACAUGGGAUGUCAAGCUAGCGUUGAUAUCUUCGCGAUAAUGGCAUGCCCUCGCGACUCGGUGCCGCUGCUGAGUCUGCCGGAAAUCUACCACCCAUGGAACGAGAGCACUGGGUGGGAGUAUGAUACUGUCUACACUGACGAACCGGACGUGUAUGGAGUGUGCGAGGAUGCAUAUGGCCGAUAUGGCAUCGAUCGCACCCGGGGCUGUCUCGUGCUAUGCAGGCCGGACCAGCAUGUCGCCUACUGCGGUGAACUCGAGCACACGGCAGGAUUGGAGCUGUUCUGUUCGCGCAUUUUCAUGGAGACAAGGAGUGAAUGUGAUUGAUCCCGUGUAGUGCACUAGGCGUGGCGUGCCUCUGUGAGUCAGGAUUAGUGACAAAGCUUCAAAACCACACUACCUACACUGUUGCCUGCCCGGCCAUUGAUGCGUCAUCCAUAUAUGUAGCCUAUUUGCUUCUUUACAAAGUCACACCAACGGCAUUGCGACCUAUCAAUUUCCCUCAAGCUCGUACAACCGGAAGAAAGCCAGAGGUGCCUGGUGGCGUUCAUAUCGCUAUAUCCGUUGAUAGAUGCAACCACGACCCCAC